AUGUACAGAUCCUUUGGCGGUGGCAAACCGAGUUCACUUCCUCCAGGCGUUUCACGUACUGUCCUUUUGGCGGUGGACGCUUGGCAUGGACAUUUGACUUUUCCAACUGAUUUUCUGAAUUGUCAUCAAAGACUUCCAUCGACAGUUUGUCAGUUUGCCAUGAACAGACCCUUUGGCGGUGGCAAACUGAGUUCACUUCCUCCAGGCGUUUCACAUACUGUCCAUUUGGCGGUGGACGCUUGGCAUGGAUGUUUAGCUUUUCAAUAA
Diversispora eburnea is the source of this 267-nucleotide messenger RNA. NCBI's taxonomy places the organism in Eukaryota, Fungi, Glomeromycota, Glomeromycetes, Diversisporales, Diversisporaceae. The record is from the annotation of a GenBank genome assembly.